AUGGCAUACUCAGGCGCCAUGUUGGGCGCCUUAUGUGCUGAGCCAGCUCAGCCAGGCGAAAUGGGAAGGGAAAGGAGACCCUCAGAGACCAUUGCUCUCAGCAGAAACAGGCUGCUGUACCGCCACCGGGACUCGUUGUUGCCCCUGAAAUGGAAAGUUGCACACACCUCCCGCUGGAAGGCGCAGGUGCUCGCCUCGGUGCUCAGCCUCAUCGCCUUGUCCCUGAUGCUGAUCAUGGCUUUCUCCAAAGCGUGGCUGUACCCCUCCACCAUCCGCUUCUUCCAGCGCUGGCCUGCGGCUGUCACAGAGCGCAUCUACACGUCUACCCACGUCAUGUCCCGGGGGCUCCUGCAGAUCUGCGUAUUCCAGACCUGCUUCUCCUCAGGGGAUGAGGAAGACAGUUUGGAGCUGUGGACAGAGCACCCGUUUUUUGGGGUGGCCAAGAUCACCUUCAGCCUGUCCCUGGUGCUGGGCUUCUUCUACGCCAUCUGGCUGUACCUGCCGUACAUCCCUGGUCUGCAGAGAGUGCCCUUCUUUGGCUUGAUCGGGUGCAUCAUAAGCGUCUGUGAAGUUGCCUUACUUUUCUCCGGCCUCCUGUUGUUUCCGAUUGAUGUCUGGCUCUACGAGGUGGAGAAGAAUUUUUCAAUCCACAUCGGGUGGAGCUAUUUUAUUGGUUGGGUGGUGUUUAUCUUAUAUCUCAUCUGUGCGUUCCUCUGCUACUUCAACAAUAAAAGAUUCUGGAGUCUGAUUCUGAGCAGUGCGUCUUCCACCCUGUCCUUCAGCAGCAGCAGGUCAGGUUCGCUGAGUACGGUGUCUCAAACCUCUACGUCAGCUUGGAAGAAGCCUGACAUCUGA
Messenger RNA from Myotis daubentonii (Daubenton's bat), 855 nucleotides. It is a transcript of the gene ODF4, whose product is annotated as outer dense fiber of sperm tails 4. Lineage: Eukaryota; Metazoa; Chordata; Mammalia; Chiroptera; Vespertilionidae. Gene Ontology annotation, cellular component: membrane. The record is from RefSeq and is a predicted model, not a curated record.